CUUAAAGAUUGACUGAUGCGCUUGAAGGUCGCAAAAAUAUGUCAGAUGCAUGUUUCCGUAACUUCAAUCUAAUUAGUAUUUUCCCCAUAAUAAUACCCUGCCGCUGGUCGCACGGAAGGAGCCUUAGGCGCUCACCAUUCAAUUAAAAUGCCCUCCUUCCUCUCUGUUUCAUCCUUUGUGCUCGCUGCUUCCCUCAGCACCAUCACAUAUUUGACUUUCCUCCACCGUUGUCUCAAAAACCGAAUCCACCAUGAGACGCAUUGCGGUACACUCUCCAAAUCGGUUUCUUCCACCAUAUCCACGAUACCCUCCGAAGUCUACACACCAGAAUACUAUACUCUCCACGAUCGAGCUAACCGCCGGGUGCCUCGCCAGCUGCUUCCCCGCCAGAAAGACGCUGAAAUCCUGACCAUUCUCUUGCGUCGCAACAUGACAGCUUUCGCACACUUUCCUCAGUGCUAUAUGUUGUGGCUGAUCAGCCCAGCCACAAAACGCCCAACGUUCCAUACGUCACAUAUUGACUCGCUGGAUUUCAACAAGGGCGAUGUUAUCUGCGGAAUCUACCGUGUCCUAGACCGAACCGCGAACAAAGUCGAGUUCGGAAUGACUUACAAAGGGGUGGAUGGGCGAUUGGUGAUUCGGUUCUGGGAUGAGGACAAGGACGUUGUUUUCGCCAGUGAAACUGCGAUGUGGACAAAGGCGGAUGAAACAGAGCGCGCCACAAUGCCACUUGAAAACCCAGUGCUGCGGUUCUUUCAUGAACUGGCCGCAUGGUGGCUGUUAGAUUCCGGAGUCAAAUAUCUGACGGACUUGGAUGCAGAAUUGGAGGAUGAUUGAUACUCGAAUUGAACCAUCAGUGUGAACCAUCAAGAGGGAAACAUGCCGUACCGACUAGCUCCAAAUUCCGACAGCGUUAUGGCUUAUGAUUGGAAUCUCCACAAGAACGCAAUGGUAUUACUCUCUUACUUUGUCU
Aspergillus neoniger CBS 115656 is the source of this 973-nucleotide messenger RNA. RefSeq lists its product as uncharacterized. Lineage: Eukaryota; Fungi; Ascomycota; Eurotiomycetes; Eurotiales; Aspergillaceae. Bases 148 to 837 code for a protein of 229 amino acids. The transcript has a single exon. The record is from RefSeq and is a predicted model, not a curated record.